Dichomitus squalens LYAD-421 SS1 is the source of this 1377-nucleotide messenger RNA. Its product is annotated as RBP11-like subunits of RNA polymerase. The transcript has 7 exons. The record is from RefSeq and is a predicted model, not a curated record. Gene Ontology annotation, molecular function: DNA binding; protein dimerization activity; DNA-directed RNA polymerase activity. Lineage: Eukaryota; Fungi; Basidiomycota; Agaricomycetes; Polyporales; Polyporaceae. Gene Ontology annotation, biological process: DNA-templated transcription. Gene Ontology annotation, cellular component: RNA polymerase II, core complex. The coding region runs from base 72 to 1304 and encodes 410 amino acids.
GCCACUCGCCCUCGUUUCUUCGGGCUCACUCUGGUUUCCCUUUGGUCUUUCUCCGGCCCGCUCGUGUCAAAAUGCAAUCAUCAGAUGCCGAGCCAAUCGUGCGUAUACGCGAUCUCAAGAAGAACUCGGUCAAUUUCGUUCUCGAGAAUGUGGACCUCUCGUUCGCGAAUUCCUUUCGGAGAGUGAUGAUUGCGGACAUUCCCACAGUGGCUAUUGACAUGGUGGAGAUCGAGACAAACACAACCGUGCUGCCGGAUGAGUUUAUAGCUCACCGACUUGGUAUGAUCCCUUUGGUCAGCACAAUGUGCGACGAGGCUAUGAGGUACACACGAGACUGCACGUGCGAAGUCCGGUGCCAAUACUGCGCGAUCGAACUGCAGCUCAAUGUUGCGUGCCAUGAAGCAAACACAACCAUGCACAUCACAAGCAAUAUGCUGGAAGUCGUCCCGACCAAUAAGCCAGGAUCGUACGGCUCCUACGACACGGAUGAUGGAGGCGAGGAGCUUGCGAAGCGGGUGGAAAACUUUGGGCACCCCAUAGGCAAAGACGACCCGGAUGUACCCCCAAUCCUCAUCUGCAAGAUUCGUAUGGGCCAGGAGUUAAGGGUGCGGUGUAUAGCGAAGAAGGGCAUCGCAAAAGAGCACGCAAAGUGGUCGCCAUGCUCAGCUGUCGCGUUCGAGUACGACCCACACAACAAGCUGCGGCACACGUCCUACUGGUACGAGUACGACGCGCGCGCCGAGUGGCCACUGAGCGAGAACGCGAAGGAGGAGGACCCGCCGCGCGACGACGUGCCAUUUGAUUACAACGCGAAGCCUACUAAAUUCUACAUGGAGGUCGAGACGGACGGAAGUCUAGGGGCACAGGAAGUCGUGCACAAGGGCCUCCAAGAGCUCCAAACAAAACUCGCGAACCUAAUCCUCGGCUUGAAGCCAGAGCCACCAGAGAACGACGCGUUCCAAAGUGGCGCUGGUGCCGGUGGUGGCGCGCUCGUCGGCCAACCAAACGGCGCGCACGACUCAUCCCAGCUUGGAGGCUGGGGCAUGCCUCCGCCGAUGGCUUCCGGAGGGUCAGCCUGGAGCCCCCCGCGAGCAGCUGGAGGCGCCGCCGGAGGAGCAUGGGGAAGCAGCCCGGCGCGGACCGGAGGUGGAGGCGGGGGAGGAUGGGGAAGUCCUGCCGCUGCACCGUGGGGUGCGCCGGCUGGGGGGAGCGCAGCUUCUGGCUCGUCUGGCGGCUGGGGCAGCCCUGCGGCCCAAGGCUGGGGCUCGCCUACGCAGCAGACGAACGGUUGGAACGUUGGCUAGUCGAUGCGGCUUUGUAUUCUGUAUUCUAGAUGUGACUUCCUAUCGUUUUCGAUCUGACUUUCCUUCACAUCAC